UCACAUAAUAUGGCGGCCUGGACCUAGCUGCGCCGAGGGAGGCUCCGGGUGUCGGGGAAUCGGCGUCCAUCCUUCCCGGCUGGGGUGUCUCGUCGCCCCUGAGCCCCUCCGGCGCCGAGAGGCGGGCCCGAAGGCCGCGAUGGUCGCAGGAGUUGCCCGGCUCUGAGUCAGGCUCCUCGCCACCGGGUUGGGUCCAACCGAACCGCCUCGAUGGAGCUGAGAGUCGGGAACCGGUACCGGCUUGGCCGGAAGAUCGGGAGCGGCUCCUUCGGGGACAUUUACCUGGGAACUGACAUUGCUGCUGGAGAAGAGGUUGCCAUCAAACUGGAAUGUGUGAAAACCAAACAUCCUCAACUCCACAUAGAGAGCAAAAUUUACAAAAUGAUGCAGGGUGGAGUGGGUAUUCCCACAAUCAAAUGGUGUGGUGCCGAAGGUGACUACAAUGUAAUGGUGAUGGAGUUGUUGGGACCAAGCCUGGAAGAUCUCUUUAACUUCUGUUCAAGGAAAUUCAGCCUCAAAACAGUCCUGCUUCUUGCUGACCAAAUGAUUAGUCGAAUAGAAUACAUUCAUUCAAAGAACUUCAUCCACCGAGAUGUAAAGCCUGACAACUUCCUCAUGGGAUUAGGCAAGAAGGGCAAUCUUGUCUAUAUCAUAGAUUUUGGGCUGGCUAAAAAAUACCGAGAUGCUCGAACUCACCAGCACAUUCCGUAUCGUGAAAAUAAAAACUUAACAGGAACUGCCCGCUAUGCCUCCAUCAACACUCAUCUUGGAAUUGAACAAUCUCGCAGAGAUGACUUGGAGUCCUUGGGCUAUGUACUCAUGUAUUUUAACCUGGGCUCCCUCCCCUGGCAGGGAUUGAAAGCAGCCACAAAGAGACAGAAAUAUGAGCGCAUCAGUGAAAAGAAAAUGUCUACACCCAUUGAGGUUUUGUGUAAAGGAUACCCUUCCGAGUUUGCUACGUACUUGAAUUUCUGCCGUUCAUUGCGUUUUGAUGACAAACCAGAUUAUUCUUAUCUAAGACAAUUGUUCAGAAACCUCUUCCACAGACAAGGCUUCUCCUACGAUUAUGUAUUUGAUUGGAACAUGCUCAAAUUUGGAGCCAGCCGAGCAGUUGAAGAUGCAGAGCGUGAACGGAGGGAGAGAGAAGAAAGGCUGAGACAUACACGAAACCCAGCAGUUCGUGGUUUACCAUCCACUGCCUCUGGCAGGCUUAGAGGGACACAAGAUGUAGCCCCACCAACUCCUCUUACCCCAACCUCACAUACUGCGAACACCUCUCCUCGUCCAGUAUCUGGAAUGGAGCGAGAACGGAAAGUGAGUAUGCGAUUGCAUCGUGGUGCCCCUGUCAAUAUCUCCUCGUCUGAUUUAACAGGCCGACAAGAUACCUCACGCAUGUCAACCUCACAGCACUUUUAGAAUCGUCUGCAUAAGUUUAAGAAGUAAAAAAUGGUUUCCAGACUAGCUUUGGGCCUGCAUCAUUGUUAAAAAUAUGAAACUGAGCUAGAUUAGUGAAUGAAUCUGCAUCCUGUGCAGUGAACUGGCAUCUUAACUUUGGGACAGUCACUUUUGACCUCUAAACAUGCUAAUUGCAAUCAUAACUUUUCCUAUGCAGUAUGCACUAUUUUUGUAAAGUAUGUCUAAUGCUUAAAGUACUGGAGUUGAAUUACUGCGUAAGUCACAAAAGAGACUGUAAUAUGAAUGCUGAUUGUACGCAGGUGAGAGUGUUUGAUAGGAUGCAUUGUUGUACAGUUGCGAAGCAGGAUGAGAGUUGACUCAGUAUUGUUACAUUUUUGUUGCUUUCUCUUCCCCUCCCCCCCCCCCCUUUGGAAACUCAUGAUCUGAAGAAAACUACUAACAGACAGCUAUGGGUCUUUCGAGUUUUGUACCUGAUCUAUCCCCCGUUCUCUAAGAGUGUUUGUGGCAUGAAUCCAAAUCUGUCAUUCAAUGCAGGCGCCACCAAUAAGGUAUUCAUCACAUGUAGUCUUGACUUGAAGAAGGAAAAACGGGUCCUCUCUGGGCUCUGUGUUGUUCUUCCCUGUCCAGAAUAGCAGCCAGAGCAAGAUUUGUGAAUUUAGAAGCAAUAACUGAGCUACUGUUUAGAGUUUGAUGCCAGGGUGUAAUGAGGUACAUGUAUGAGAGAGACGGAGAUGCCUGUAUUUCAGAAAGGAAUCAGAACUGUGUCAAGGAACUGGUAGUUUAGAAGAAACAUCAGUGAGUUAGUCUGUGGUUGAACGGUACAGAAACAUGGCUGCUGCAGACAUGUGGAAUGCUUAGACCACCACACUUCUUGUGUCAGUGAAUGAAGAAUGCUAGACAGUGAGCUGAGUAAGGAAGAAGAAUUGGCAGAUUCAUAAUUCAGGAGUUCAUUUGUAGAUUUUUACUAAUAGGAAAUUUUCUGCUGGGUAACAAAUCACUCUUUCCCUCCAAGUUUGUUUUCAGCUUCAUUGUGAUAAAAGUUUCGUAAGUAUAGUAUUAAAGAAGUUAAAAAUUGAGACCAUUCUAUAUUAAAUCUGCUUCUUAGCCAAAACUAAUAAAGCUUUCUUGCUAAUGCCACAUUUUAAAGUUUCCGUUCAUGACCGUGCUUGAAGAUACGUAACCUGAAGCAUCAGAGUAUUUGAACCAAGACUCCAAAAUUCUAAUAGUCACUGAUGCAAACGACAAAAAUCUGUUGAGCAGACAACAGCCCUAAUUAGAAGAAUGUGGAAUAUGAAGAUUGCAGCUCUGUGGAAAUGCAGAUUGUGAUCCAACAUGAAUAUCUGCACUAGCACGCAAAAAUAUUACUAUAAUGUACUGGAUUGAAUCCUGCAGAGUUUUUCCACAAGCAGGAGGAGGGAAGAUUUUGACUGAUUCCCUAACCUCAGACUCGACCUUCAUGCUGUUCCUGGGGGUUCCCUAUCCCCCCCCCCCGGAAACCGUAUUUCAUGGGCACGGUAUUUGAGUCUGCAAAAGCAGCGAAGUCACACUCUCCUGAUAGAAAUCCUUCCAUUAGCAGAAAUUUUCGGCAGGAUCGCAACAAAAGAAUCUGCAGAAUGAAAUAGUCAGGUUUUCAAAGAGGGUUUUAAGGUAACCCUAAUUCUGCAUAUUACGAUCAACAGGAAUACGUUCCUUCUGUACCCCUUGCUUUCUUUGCAGCCUUUUGCUCGCUUCACGUGCAGGUAAAGGUUGGCUGUCGAAUAUGUUUCUGAACAUACUCAUUGUUAAUGCCCAACUCACGAGGUGACAACCACACCAGAAAAUGAGGGGAAAUCCUGUAAACCAUUUUUAACUUGCUAAGAUGAUACGGCUUGACCUCAUACGUGACAUUCUGAACAGGUAUGCAGGACGGGGCAGGGAAAGAAGUUUCUGCUUAAGGUUUGAAUGAGAAUGUAUUGUGGGCAUGUACAGAAGCUUGCUGAGCUUGAGAUUCUCUGUUAUCCUUCCUUGUUGUAAAGCCAGGUUCCUGCAGACCUUGAAGGAAGAGGAAGAAAGUGCGUAUUUUAACCACUUAAAUUACCUGAAAUAAAGCACUUUUAGACUCUGGAAUCUAAUGACUUGCUUUCCUUUGUAUGGGGGCAUUUGAAGCUCAGCAAGCUGUGCUGUAUUGAAUAGCUACCAAGCGUUCCAUUUAAGAAGGCACUAAACUUCCAGCCAGUGUUGUUUAGACCUUAGGCCGGGAUUUUUCUAGGGUAUUUCUAUAUAUGAGGAAGGAUUUUGUGUUGUAUGCUUGGGAGAAAGAUAAAGCAAAGUCGCCACUCUUUUGCUAAACGGCUAUGUCAAAAGCUGAUGUGAAAUUUGCAUGAGCAGUGGGCAAAACGUGAUGCAAGUAAUUACAGACAGAAAGUGCAGUUUAUUAAAUAACAGCUUUUCUAUGUGGCUGGUGUUUUUGUUCAAAGAUAAUGGUCAGACUUUGACACCCUUUGAUGAAAAAGGUCGUGUUCCAGAGAACAGUAUUCCUCAUAUAUGCACAAAAGUUUCCAGGAAACUAACCGCACCUUUGAAAUUUGUCACACAGCUGGGGCGAGAAGCUGUUAGUUACUCUGUGGCAAGCAGCCAAGUAGCAUAUAGCAUCAACCUACGCUCACUUUGCCAGCAUAGCGUUCUUCUGUGCAUCCCACGCUAGGGGAACACAGCACAGUUGUGUUUGUGGUUUUCUGAUCUGUUCUCAAAGGGUUGGUAAUUCUCUGUGUGCCUGCAUUUCUUUUGUUGUCUGGAUUUAGUAGCAAGAGACUGGCAGUUACCAUAAUGUAGUGUUGUAUUUCCCAGUGGCGACGUGCAUAGCACAGUGCUGUACCAUGAGAACUGGUGGCAGUGGUGGAGAGUGCCCUCAAGUCAUAGCUGACUUAUGGCAACCCCUGGUAGGGUUUUUAUGACAAGAGACUUACAGAGGUGGUUUGCCGUUGCCUGCCUCCGCAACCCUGGUCUUCGUUGGAGGACUCCUGUCCAGUUACUAACCAAGGCCGACCCUGCUUAGCUUCCAGAGUCUGCCGAGACUGGGCUUGCCUGGACUAUCCAGGUCAGGGCACCGUGGGAACUAGGGAGGAAGAAAAAGAGGUGUAAAAGUUGGAACAGGUGUGGGGGGGGAGUGGGUUGGCCUGUCCUUGACAAUUAGGUUUUACAAAUUCUCUUCUUUUUUCUGCAAAUUUUUGUGUACGUGGAAAGAGUCCUACUGCUUUGCUCCACUAGUAUUUUUGGACCAACUCUGCAAAAGGGAAAACCCUUGAUACCACUGUAAAAGUUUUCUUCAGAUUUGAAUUCAUUGUCCGGGAGGUCCCCGCUCUCAUUGUGGGCCAAAUGCAGUCUACAUGCUGCAUGUUUUUGCUGGUCAGCUUUCCAGCUUCUUUUGAUAGAAAUUGUUAGCCUGUUUUGUUAAUGAUAUUUUCUUAUAUCAAUAACCCGAGCACAGAGGCCCCAGCCAGAGUUCUAGAGCACUUCAUACAUGGUUAAAUGAUGCAAAUUCUUCCCCUAAGUCCCCUGUUAAUAUUUGUUCUGUCAGCAUUAAGUCCCUGUAAUGAUACUUUAUGGCCAACAUUAACUAUUUCCUUGG
This is a messenger RNA of Eublepharis macularius, 5023 nucleotides long. It is a transcript of the gene CSNK1D, whose product is annotated as casein kinase 1 delta. Gene Ontology annotation, cellular component: nucleus; spindle microtubule; cytoplasm. NCBI's taxonomy places the organism in Eukaryota, Metazoa, Chordata, Lepidosauria, Squamata, Eublepharidae. The record is from RefSeq and is a predicted model, not a curated record. Gene Ontology annotation, biological process: positive regulation of proteasomal ubiquitin-dependent protein catabolic process; spindle assembly; positive regulation of canonical Wnt signaling pathway. The transcript has 9 exons. Gene Ontology annotation, molecular function: ATP binding; protein serine/threonine kinase activity. The coding region runs from base 211 to 1416 and encodes 401 amino acids.